CUCAAUCUAAAUUAUCACAACAACAUCUCUCUGCCUCUCUUCCCUCCUGUGCUGUAUUCCCCUGCAGCAACUGCACACUAUGAUUCUGAGGUUGCCAACAGCUCCCUCCGUCCGCUCCUUACCGGUGCGUCCGGGUCAGCGGCGACUGACUUCGACGAAGCCCUUUGACCCUCUAAGAAUCUUAUUCUGCGGGUCAGAUGGCUUCAGCAUCGCGUCCCUGAGGGCUCUGUACGAUGCAAAACAGGCAAAUCAAAAUUUCAUCGAAUCAAUCGAAGUUGCUCAUCGACCAGGCAAACGGACUGGAAGAGGGUUGAAAGUCAUCAGACAAGUCCCCAUCCAAAAAGUCGCUAAGAAGGAGUUAGCUCUCCAGACUCAUGAGAUUGAUACAUUCACGGGUUGGACCCCUCCCACACCCUUUGACAUCAUCAUAGCCGUCUCCUUCGGUCUCCUUGUGCCUCCCCGCAUCCUCAAUGGCACCAAGUAUGGCGGUCUCAAUGUGCACCCUUCCCUUCUCCCGGAUCUCCGUGGUCCAGCGCCCAUUCACCACACUCUGCUGAAGCGACGCUCUAAGGCCGGAGUCACAAUUCAGACACUCCACCCAGAGCAUUUCGACCAGGGGUUAAUCCUGGCCCAGACACCUCCACCCGGCAUAGACGUGCCGGAAGGUGCAACACCGACUGACCUGAUUGAGCAGCUAGGGUUGCUGGGUGGUGAGAUGCUUGUUCGUGUCCUCGAGAACGGAGACUUUGUCCCUCCCCUUAAGGAGGCUGGUUGGUAUGCCGGAUCAGGUGGCCCCAUUGACCAUGCAGAGAAGAUCACUCCUGCUCAUCGACACAUCGACUUUUCUACUGCUACGGCCCAAGACAUCCUGACCCGGCAUCGAGUGCUUGGGAAUCUAUGGUCCAUGUUACCCGGAAAGGAGGAGAGGUUCAUCAUCAAUGAGAUCGAGGCGUUCGACAUCGAGUCAGACGCAAAUGAUAUAACUUCGGCACUGGAAGAGGGAGCAAGUGCUAAUACAACUCCUGGGGUCUUUGUGGCUUUGAGCCCUACAUCUCACGCACUGUGUGCCCGUACUGCAGACGGCAAGAUACUACGGAUCAAGAGUACUACGUGUCCUGGCGGUAUGAAAGGUAGGGGUAAUAGCCACAUCAUAGGUGUGCUUCUGCAGCAGCAGAUGGUACCGGAGAGUGUCUCAAAGUUGGAGAUCCCUUUCGGCCAGUUUGGACAACUUCGACAACGGCAAUAAUCAGAUGGCCAUUUGGGAGCUGCGGGGCAGAAUGAAGAGCAGUUGCGACUCUCAUCUAUCACUAUCUGUCUCGGCUGAAACAGUUCAGAAGACGCAUAGUUGUCAUGCCAAAAGUUUUGUAACCAUAGUUGAUGUGUACAGUUAGUAGUAGACAACCACUUAAGUGAUCCAAGUUAAUCCUCA
This is a messenger RNA of Westerdykella ornata, 1429 nucleotides long. Its product is annotated as methionyl-tRNA formyltransferase. Gene Ontology annotation, cellular component: mitochondrion. The record is from RefSeq and is a predicted model, not a curated record. Gene Ontology annotation, molecular function: methionyl-tRNA formyltransferase activity. Gene Ontology annotation, biological process: conversion of methionyl-tRNA to N-formyl-methionyl-tRNA; biosynthetic process. The transcript has 2 exons. Bases 80 to 1246 code for a protein of 388 amino acids. NCBI's taxonomy places the organism in Eukaryota, Fungi, Ascomycota, Dothideomycetes, Pleosporales, Sporormiaceae.